Molecule: messenger RNA, 684 nt
Organism: Knipowitschia caucasica
Lineage: Eukaryota; Metazoa; Chordata; Actinopteri; Gobiiformes; Gobiidae
Source: the annotation of a GenBank genome assembly
AUGGGUUGGUGUAAACAAGGACCGCUGAUCGUCUCUUGUGGCUGUACUUUGUUACGAUAUGUUAUUAAUUAUCCUCCCCCCAUUCCAGGGAAGGAAAGCAGCUCUUCACAAGUAAAUUUGCAGUCCAACAAAGCCCGAGUGCAGAAGCUAGUGAAGGUGUUCUCCAUCAUCUCAGCUCGGUCAUAUGGAGCUGACCGGCAGAUCUUGGACCAGCUGACCGCUCAGGGCAUCACACCUACAGAUGAUCCACACCAGAGCGAUGUCAUUCUGCUGUUUUGUCCAAUCCUGACACGAACCGCAUCUGACCUUGAUGCAGCCGUCAGAAAUAUUCCAGAUGGAGCAAAAGACAAACCUGUGGUGUUGGUUCUGAUGCAUCACACUUUUGACCCAAACGAAGUCCUGGACAGAACCCGCUGGAGCAAACAGCAUCCCUGUUUAAAGGAGGAAGUGCGUGUGCUUUUCCAUCGGAAUGGACUUCUGCAGUGCGACAGGAACAAGGAGGCGGUCCGUACCCUCAAGACCCUCUGUGACCAGUAUGCAACACCAGAAGUCAUUGUCACGGAGGUAUGCUCGGGUGUCCGUAGGCAUGCCAGGCCGGGGGUCAAAGCGGUUUAUGUGUCUGGCUAUGCGGUCAAAGUCACGGUCGGAUGGGCCGGGCAGGUCCCGACCGAUGGGCCGGGAUAG